UUUAGCUUACAUAUAUUCAAUAUGAUCAUGCGCAUAGGGUUUUGAAUUCGGUCAUUAUACAUGUAUCUUAGACUCCUCUAUCGCUAGAAAGUGUCAGAAUGGCCUGUGCCCACUGUGUGGAGAGUACCCCAGUGUUAGAUCUCCCGCAGCUACACAUCGGAGAUCACAUAGAGUUUGGAAGGUGCAGCUACAUCAAGACAUUUCUGAAUUGUCUCCUCGGGUAUCGCCGUAGUGAUAAGCAUAUCAGGCUUGGAUAUCUCUAUUUCCACCAUGCCAUCGUUACAGAAAUUGACCAUGCUAGACGAAAAAUUACGCUGAUAGAAUUUGCCAAGGAAGACACGUCCAUGUCAUCGUUUUACAAAUCCUUCUCGAAGGCAAUCAUUCGGGAAAGACAAAUGAAUUUUGACGAUAUACAUGAACACAUGUAUCUUGUUGUUCAUAAAAAUUUAGGACCAAAUCCACCAACGCCUCAACAAAUUGUCAAAAAUGCACGACAUAUGCUCGAUAAAGCCAAAGACGAGAGAUACAAUGGGUUUUUGAAUAACUGCGAACACGUGGCGAAUUUGUGUGUAACGAAACGUCGAAUAUCAAUCCAAAUCAACCAAAUCACCGAGAGAACCAUAUCAAGACUGUUGUCAAAGCCCCCCAAAUGGUUCAAAUGCAUGAUUGGGUACUUGGGAAAACAUCUUCUGAAGUUUUUACGAAGAUUUGAAAAAGUAUUGGAACGUAUGAAAGGUUCAAAAUUGUUUCCAGCCUUCAAUUUCAUUAAACGGUAUUUAGGUAGCUGGCUUGCCUGUACGUUCAUCAUUGCAAUGGUUUUGAUGGCGAUGGACAUCGUUCGAUUUAUUUCGGCAUGGAGCAACGACGAACUUUGCAGAUCUUGUGUCGAGAGAUGGGUUGCAAAGACAGCUUACAGGGUACUAAAUAUGCUGCCAUUUGGAAUGUUUCUAUUUCUGGGUGCUGUUGGAUUUGGUUUCACGAGCUUUUUAACCAUUAGUUCCUUAUUUGAAAAGUCUUAUACAUACUCAGAACUGCAGACGUUGAGAACAAUAAAGACUGGUGACGUCAUCACAUUCAAUCUCUACAUGCCUUUCAGCUUUCAUGAUGCUGUUGUCGUUCAAAAUGUCGGAAGAUUUACAGCAGCAAAUAUGCAGCCUCUACGGAAAACUCUUUCGUCCAUGAGCGAGGCUGAAGUUUUUGAACAAUCGCGAUUAAUAUUGAAUGAUUUCUUCAGAGAUGCUGCUGAAGAAGAAUAUUAUUCAUUUCGAUAUCUACGCAUACAUUUGAAUAACGUUACUAGAGGGAUCACAUCAGUUCCAGAGGUAGACGCCUUUCAGGGAAAUUUGAGGACUCGUACGUUAAAGAGACAGGGUGGGGAAUGGAUAUUAACAUCUGACGUGGAUGUUAAGGAAAAUAUCCCGAAGGUGUGUUUUCUUUAUGAUGAUGAAAAUAUCAAAUUUUACCAUGAUUUUUGCGGAACAUAUGAAGUGGAAAUAGUUCACUACGAUUUAGAGCGAGGACUGCGAUUUCCGGAUGUUUUUAUUCAAGGGAAGAGAGUUGUAAAGUUUGAAAGAAAAACACUUAAUCCAGGGAAAAAGCAUAAAGUGUACCAAAAAGAGUACGCAAAACUACCAGCUGCCUAUAGAAAUAGUCCAGAAAAUAUUGAAAGAAAGGCACUAGAAAAGAUUGGAGAAAGAAGAUGGACUUUUUCCUCAAGAUGGUCCUCUAAUUUGGCAAACGAAUGUGUACUCGUGGACCCUGAAACAUAUUAUAGUCGUGGAUAUAGAUUUUCGAGAAUUGUUCAUACCCGUUGCUUUGAAUUACUUUAUGCCGAAGCAACGCAUCGCCUCUCUGGUCUAAGUUUUUUGGAGUAUGUACUGGGCCUCAUCAAAGUCACUUAAGCCUCGAUUAGAUUUCCUUAUAAAGAAAUGUCAGUUGUCUUUCAUUGCGUUGUCGUCGUCGUUGACUUUUGAAAUCUUAUAUCCGUAACCACUGAACCAAUUUCAACCAAAUCAAGCAUAUACCAUCGUUGGGUAUUGGGGAUUUGAGUUUGUUUAGCUGACGAGCAGUGUGAUGAUUUUUAGUAGUGUGCAAUGAAAUACAUGUAAUGUGUACAUUUGUAAGAUAUAUUUAACAUUGAGAAUAUUACAAAUUAAUGCUGUAUAACUGCUUCUUCUAAUGAGCCCGGAUUUCCUGCUUUAUGAAAAAGAAAACAUGUUCAAUUGUUAUUCAUUAAGUCCAAUGAAAAAAACAUCCAUUUCAAAGGGAGACAAUUGUAAAUAUUAUUCAAAACAUGCUUUUGCCCAGGUUAUAACUUUGGUGAUAAUCUCCUGUAAUGAAGAUUAGAAUUGCUGAAAUUGAAUCCUAAUUAAAAAGAUAUUUUGAUGUG
This is a messenger RNA of Ostrea edulis (European flat oyster), 2389 nucleotides long. RefSeq lists its product as uncharacterized. The transcript is spliced from 4 exons. The record is from RefSeq and is a predicted model, not a curated record. The coding region runs from base 99 to 1901 and encodes 600 amino acids. NCBI's taxonomy places the organism in Eukaryota, Metazoa, Mollusca, Bivalvia, Ostreida, Ostreidae.